UCAGUUCACGUCCAGCAACGAUACUGCAAUAAGCUUUAAACUUGGAUAGAGUAUUUGUUGACUGCCUAAAAUUAAUUGUGUAUGUAGUCUAGUCGUGUUGAAUUUGGUGUGGGCACAAGGGAAGUAGUAACGGACGGCUAGUCAUGGCAGUAAGACACACCUGACUUCAUAGUAGUUUGCUGUGACUAACACAGUUCCUCAUCCUUGGUAACACAGUCAGUACACUCAGCCUAUAAGUUGAGGUGGACAUCGAGAGUCUUACGCUACGUGCAAUUGCAGCUUUUUGUAUAUACCGACUGAAGGAAUUAUAGAUGGCACUGAGAUUUGCUUUCCUGCUUGCCUUUCUCUGCUUGGGGGCCUUUGUGUGUCUGUCUCAAGGUGCUGCAAUCAAAGUUGCAGAAUUUGAAGAGAUAUGGGAAGACUAUAAGGAGGAUGAAAAAUCCAGCUCUUUGGAGAGCUCAGGUAGGUUUGUUGAAGAAGAGGAGGGAGAUAAGACGGACCCGCGACUGCACAGGAAGAAACGCCAGAUACUCUAUCCAACAGUAUUCUCUACCAGGAGAAGCAGGCGCAGACUGGCCUACCCGUAUCUGUAUUCCUACUACAACUACCCUUACAACUACCCUUACUACUCCUAUCAGUACUAUCCCUAUGCUCCAUUCUACACUCCUGGAGUAUUAACUGGAUUUCCUCCCACCACCACCACCAAUGUUCCAUUGUCUGCUGCUGCAGCCACCACUACUACUAACUGUGGCUGCACUGCAACCGACAUCAACUGCCUCACCACCUGUUACUACAACCAGUACCUGCAGGGCUAGUAGCUAUAAUCUCUAGAUAUUUGCUAUCUGCUCUGAACUCUAUCACUGUAAAGAACUCGAUAUGAAAUCUAUGUAUCACAAAUUAAUUUCAUGUAGAUUAUGAUAACAAAGAUAUUAAAACACG
Molecule: messenger RNA, 939 nt
Organism: Geodia barretti
Lineage: Eukaryota; Metazoa; Porifera; Demospongiae; Tetractinellida; Geodiidae
Source: the annotation of a GenBank genome assembly